This is a messenger RNA of Chara braunii, 2262 nucleotides long. NCBI's taxonomy places the organism in Eukaryota, Viridiplantae, Streptophyta, Charophyceae, Charales, Characeae. The record is from the annotation of a GenBank genome assembly.
UCGAGAAGCGGCCAGGAAGUCCGAGUGGCGGUGACUCCGCCGGUGAGGCUCUCGACUGACGGUUCUUUACUCAUGCAAUUAUUCGCCAAUUUCGCCAUACCGUGUGCACGAGGGAGAGAGCCUCAGAGAGGACAUACAGGAGGAGAGAGAGGAGAGGAAGAGGAGAAGGUCGGGAGAGUGAUGGGCGUAUUUGUGAAGCAAGGCUAAACGUGAACGCGACGUGAGGAUCUCAUCGAGCUGUGGGGUCGAACGCGGGCUGCAAUCGGUAUUGUGGUGCUCGUUUGACGCCUAUUACCAGCCGGAGAUCCGUAUUUAGGCAAUACUCUGUGUGUGUGUGUGUGUGUGUGUGUGUGUGUGUGUGAGAGAGAGAGAGAGAGAGAGAGAGAGAGAUGGCGUCACAGCAGGAGGAGAGAUCACAGGAGAUGAUGGACGUUGUUGCGCACGAGGCGGAGUUGCCCAAGGAGCAGGAUACGGCAUCGUCAGUGCUGGAGAGAGCGAAGGAGGUCACACAAUCUACGAAGGAGAAGAUCAAAGAGCUGUCGGACCAGGCAGUGGACAGCGCUAAGCAUGGAAAGGACCAGAUGGCCGAAGCAGCAGAGAAAGUCAAGGAGGCAGCGGGAGGGACAGCGUCGCAGAUGAAGGAAUCCGGGCAGCAGACUGUGGAGCAAGCCCGGGAGAGAAUGGAGGAGGUGACGGAGGCGGUGAGAGAGCGGUAUGCGAAUUUGAUUGAGUUGAGCCGAGAGACGUUGGAGAACGCGAAGGGGAAAUCUGAGGAGAUUCGGAAGGUGGCGGAGGAACGCGCGGAGCAGCUGCGGAGAGCUGCGGAAGAGACGCUGAGCUCAGGCAAGCACCGCGCGGGGGAGGUGGCGGAGGCAACGAAGCAGCGAGCGGAAGAGGUGAAAGCCGCGGGCGAGGAGGGGGCGCGGCGUGCGACGGAAAAAGUUAAGGAAAUGAAAGAGGCGACGGGGCAGAAAGCGACGGAACUGAAGGAGAAAGUGGACGAGACGAUGAAAGCCGGCGUGGAAACAGCCAAGGGCAAGAAAGACGAAGCGGCAAAGAAACUCGAAGAGGCGGAAGGCGGAGCGGCGGAAAGCGCGGCGGCGGCGAAGGAGAAGAGCGUGGGCAUUGUUGCGGAGAUGAAAGAGAAAGCCAAGUCAGCCGUCGAAACGGUGAAGGAGAAGAUCGGAAGCUUGCGCUUGGGAGGAGGAGGAGGAGACAAGGAAAGCUCGUAGGAAUGUUCGUGAGAGGAUACGUGGCUAGAACUGACUGCAGGUAUAAGGGGGACAGAGAGAAGGAAGAGAUGCGGAUGGGAGACGAAUAAGGACAUGGAUAGUUGACGUCAACUUGACGAGAAAUCACGGCUGGAAGUAACGGCUGGAAGCCAGUGAUAAAAGGUGCUUGUAGGCACUUGUAGGCAUUUGUGACAUCCCUCCAGGAGAAAAAGUCAAAAUCAAAUCCCUCCAGGGUCAAUUGAGGGAGUAGGCACUUGUAGGCAUUUGUGACAUCCCUCCAGGAAAAAAAGCUAAAAUAAAAUCCCUCCAGGGUCAAUUGAGGGAGUGCGCUGGCACUUCCUCCUCGUCUUCUAAGGAGAAAAGGAGUAAGGUCUGGCAUUGUACGGUCAUCUGCCGCAAUAUGAAGUAUGACUGAUCUGGUGCUUGCUUAGGUGAGAGUGACACUGUGUACAUAGGAAGCAGUCAGGGCAGGUCGCCCUCCUGCUGACGUAUUUUUUUGGGGCUGGGAGAGGGAGGUAUAGCGGUAAUCUGUUUGAGACAAUUGGAUUUGUUUUGUGUGUUGAAUUGGAUGCAUGAGAGAGAGAAUGGAUGUAGAAAUGUUUGGGGAGUUUCUUAGAAUGGCACCAAUGCAUGAAAUUAGAGAGAGGAUACGAAGAAAUAGGUAGAGUGGCGUAAGCAUCGUGAAGGCAUUGCCUAAGUAUCGCCAUUACCGUCAUGUCAGAGAUUUGUGCCAGGCCACUUUCUCGAUCUUCUACCGUAGGAGAAGUUCGGUAGGCUCGACCUCAUACCGUGGCAGGAGUUUUGAGGGUUGACGACGAAGCAGCGUGGUGAGAAGAUGCUGCUCUUUCGGAUUGAUUCAAAUCGAAUGGUUGUGGUUUUAAGCCUCCUUGUUGUGUCGAAAACAUACACACACGAAGGUAAGGGAUGGUGUUAAUCGUUUUGUAUGUCCAAGGAUCGAGCCCUUGCCGCUUUGUGGAAUUGAAUUGUGUGAAUGGGAAUCGAAUCAAUUGAAUGAAAUUGAACCAAAUGA